AUGUUUAUAUGCAUUCGAAUUAUUAUGUUAUGUUUCGUUUAUUGUGCUUUAUCUGAAGAAGCAUCAAGUUGUUUAGCAGGUUUUUAUCUUGAUGUUGAUACAUGUGUCUUUUGUCCAAUAGGUUAUUACUGUCCUUUAGAUGGAAUUAAAAUUCCGUGUAAUCCUGGUAAUUAUUCGGAUAUACGCGGUCAUAUUUAUUGUAAAUUGUGUCCAGCUGGAACUUACUCAAUUGAAUUAGGAUCAACCAAUUGUGAUACUUGUCCAUUCGGUUCUUACUCUUUGAUUGGUGCUACUUUUUGCACAGCUUGCACGAGUAGCACGUGUGAUUCGUGUAGUUCAACGACGGGAAAGUGUCUCUCUUGUUCAGUUGGUUGUGGUUUUGUUUCUGAUGGUAUUUGCAAAGCCUGUGAAGCGGGAUAUUUCUCACUUGGUGGUACUGCUUCGUGUUCAAAAUGUCCAACUAAUCUUUUUUCAACAAAUAAAAGUAGUUCUUGUACCCCAUGCAACUCAGCAUGCAAAACGUGUGAUGACACAAAUGGAAAUUGUCUGACUUGUUACGAAAAUUCUUUUAUUUCAAAUAGUGUUUGUGUAGGUUGUCCAGCAGGUCAAUUUUACAGUUCAGAUGGAUGUUUGGAUUGUGCAGAACAAACGUAUUCUCUUGCAAACAGUACAGUGUGUACAAGUUGUAGUUCAUGUGUUGCAUGUGACAAAACUAAUGGGCAUUGCACUUUAUGUGAGAAAGGGCAAUUUAUCGACGAUUAUAAGUGUAUUCAUUGUAAAACUGGGACCUAUGGAAAUGGCUUUCAAUGUAUUCCCUGCCAAAAAGGAACAUAUUCAAGUUUACCAGGAAGUGAUAAAUGCAUUCAAUGUGAAGAUGGUUAUUACACUAAUAAUACAUCUUCAAUUUUGUGUCUAAAAUGCAACAGUUAUUGCAAUUCAUGUGAAAAAGAAAGUGGAUACUGCUCCUCGUGUGUGUCUGGUUGUGUAUUAUCAGGAAAUUACUGCAUUCCAUGCGAAGCUGGUACAAGAGCAAAUCAAGAAACAAACAAAUGUGAUGUCUGUCCAGCUGGAACACAUUCAUCAAAGCAAUCAACGACUUGUUUGUUAUGCGGAAAUGGUUUUUAUUCAACAAAAGGAUCAUUAAAUUGUUUGUCAUGCAGUUUAACAUGUUUAACAUGUAACAACACAAAUGGAAACUGCAUCACUUGUAUUUCUGGCAAUGGUUUAGAUGUGUUUUUUAAUUGCCACAUCUGUCCAGCCGGAACUUACGCAAAUUCAACAAACAACAAAUGCCAACACUGUGAAGAUAAAACGUAUCAAUCAAAUGAAGGACAAACAUUUUGCAAUUCAUGUAAUAUUAAGUGUGAAACGUGUGAUAAAAUAAGUGGUGAAUGCCUGACAUGUUAUGCUGGAUAUGGUCUUGGUUAUGAUGGGAACUGUGAAUUGUGUCCUGAUGGCUAUUAUUCAAAUGGUGGAACUUCAAAGUGUUUGCCAUGUCCAGGUGAUUGUUUGAAUUGUUUCAAAGAAAGUGGCGAAUGCACAACAUGUCAGUCUGGGAAUAAACAAGUCACAAACCAAAACACGGGAAACAAAGAGUGUGUUUCAUGUUCGUUAAACAAUAAUUGUGCAUUGUGUGAUUUGAAUAUUAAUGAAUAUGAAAGGAAUUGUGUUGAGUGUUCAAGUACCUAUUAUUUGAAAGAUAACAACUGUUAUGUGUGUUCACAGAUAACAAAUUGUGUGCAAUGCUCACCAAAGAGUAGUAAUUGUUUGAUGUGUUCUGGUGAAUAUAUUACAGUUGGUGAAAAAUGUAUCUCAUGCGAAGAAGGCAAAGUGAAAGUCACUUCGAAUAUUUGUAUGAAUUGUUUUGAAUUGAUUCCAAAUUGCCAACUCUGUGAAUACAAUAAUGGAAAACAAAAGUGUUUAAAAUGUAAUGCACCCUAUGUUUUGAAUAAUGAUUAUUUAGAAUGUUUAUUGGCGUAUUCAAACAAUACACAUUUUGGUUGUGAUACAUCUGAAAGUGUUAUUAAUAUUGAAGGUUGUAUUAAUCAAGUAAAUUCGUCGUGUUUCAUGUGUAACGACAAAUGCAUUUUAAUUGAUGGAAAAUGCAUUGAAAAACAAAAUGAUAAAUGCUUUAAUUAUUCUUUAAAAUCAUGUGAUAACUGUUUAAAUAAUGUUAUUACAACAAAUGGUGAUUGUUCAAUUACAAGCACAUGCAAAUAUCAACUUACUCAAAAUGACAAAACUACUUGUUUGAUAUACAAAAACAACACACAAGAAGGUAUCAAAGCCAACAACUGCAGAUAUAUACAAAAUGAGUUUUGUUAUUUGGCGAAUGAUGGAUAUUACACAACACUUGAUAUCAAUGGUGAAACUUCAAAUUGUGAAAAUGCAAUAUUAUGCAAAAAUGAAAAUGGUAAUAAAGUAGAUAUAUCAUGUAAAAGUGAAUUUGUGAUGACAAAGAACGUGUUGUGUUCACGGGACUUGAAAUGUGCCGAUUACAACGGAAGUGUGUGUAUUGCAUGCCAACAAAACCAUCACAUUGAAAAUGGUGGAUGUGUUUUCAAUGACAAUGAAUGUGUUAUUCAAAACAAAGAGAUUUGCAUUUUGUGUAAAAACAAAAUAACUAUUAAUGGGAAGUGUGUUUUAAAUGAUUCAAUUAUUUGUAAAGAAUUUGUUGGAAAUGUAUGUAAACAAUGCGAAGAAGAUCAUUACAAAGACACAAGUGGGUGUUUGCCAAAACAAGACAAAUACAAAGACUGUGAGUAUGUGAGUGUUAUUAUGUCGUCGUGUUUGGAGUGCUACAAAUCUCAUGUUCUUGUUGACAAUAUAUGUGUUUCCAGUGAUGAAUAUAACAACACUGUAAAUUUACUUAAUAUUCAAACAAUGAGUAAAACACCUACAGACAACUGCAUAUUAAGAAGUUCAAAAGGGUGUUUGCGAUGUAGUGAUGGGUAUUACAUAUCGAACUCUGUUUGUGUGAAAUGUGAGUACCCAUGCACUUAUUGCUCGAAUUUAACGUAUUGCACAAAAUGUAAUGCGUACUCGUACACCAAGAAUGGCAAGUGUUUUGAAAUCAAUGAGAUACUAAGUGUUUGUGAUGUAAUGAUGUCAACAUAUGUAGGAUGUGUUGUGUGCAAAGAUGGGUACAUGCGAUCAAGUGAUGGCAAACAGUGUAUUAGUUGUGACAGGUCAUGUGCAACGUGUUCCAAUGAUGGUGAUUGUGUUGUUUGCAGUGAUGGAUAUUACAGAACACCAAAUAACAACACAAAGCUGUGCAACUCACAGACAGAAUUGAACAACUGUUUGAACAAAACAACGAGUGGUUGCACACUAUGUGAAAGUGGUUUUGCACCGAAAGACAACUUGUGUUACAAAUGUGGUGAAAAUUGUACCUUUUGUGAUUCCACCUUUGAGUGUUCAAAAUGUGAUAAUAACAACAUUUUGAAAGAUGGAGUGUGUGUUCACUUUUCUCAAAUACCAAACUGCAUUUCAUCACAAAAUUCAUUAUGUUGGGAGUGUGCAGAUGGCUACAAGUUGAGGGACGACAAAAUCGAGUGUUUUACAGACAAUAAUUAUGGGUUGAUUGUUGGUAUUCCAAUUAUGUGUGUUGUUGUGAUGGUUGUUGUAAUUAUUGCAACAGUGAUCAUUGUUGUUCUGAUUGUGUUUAAAAAGAAAGACGACAAACUAAUUGAAAAUGUGUGCGUCUUUAAGAUGAGUCGCUCUAAUAUUACAAUGACUAAACUUGAAGGCGAAAUUCUUUCAAACAAAAAUGAAAUUUCAUUUGGUGAUGAAAAUGACAAAAUCCACAUUGAGACUGAAAGUCGUGAAUUGUUGUGUGUUGGCAACUCGUCAAAAGGUAACAUGAAGAUUCAAAUCACAACAAAAGACAAAUGCGACAAAUACAAAAUUCGAACAGAACCCAAAAUUGUGACUUUAAAAAGCGGGUUUGCAUGCGAAUUUGAAAUAUUUUUAACACCAUAUUGCACAAUGAAUUUGAGUGACAAAAUAAUGAUCAUCUCACUCAACUUAAAAAGUGGUAAACAAAACUCGACUUCCAUUGCCAUAAAUGGACAAGUGGAGAACUCAACACAUCUCGAUUAUGACGAGUUAAUUGAAGAAAAGAAAAUAGGAGAAGGAACAUUUGGCGUUGUCUACAAAGGUAAAUACAGAGGAAACACUGUUGCAAUUAAAAAGAUGAAAGAAUUCAACGAAAAUAAUAUUGAAGAAUUUACAAAAGAAGUAGCUAUGCUUGAUAAAUUUAGAAGUGAGUACAUCACACACUUUUAUGGCGCUGUGUUUAUUGAAAAGAAACAAUGUAUGGUUACCGAAUUUGCAUCUUAUGGCUCAUUAAAAGAUGUUUUAAAACACAAAACAAGUAAAGACAUUGACAUGAAAUUGCGAGUAAAGUUUUGUCUUGACGCUGCUAAAGGAAUAUUGUAUUUACAUGAAAACGACAUAUUACACAGAGACAUCAAGCCAGACAAUUAUUUGAUAUUUUCACUUGAUUCAAAUGAAAAGGUGAAUGCAAAAUUGACUGAUUUUGGAAGUGCAAGAAAUGUGAAUCUUUUAAUGACUAACAUGACAUUCACCAAAGGUGUUGGUACUCCGAAAUACAUGGCUCCUGAAGUUCUAGACAAAAAGAAGUACAAAAAACCAGCAGAUAUUUUUUCCUUUGCAAUUACAAUGUAUGAAAUUAUUCUUUGGGAAGACGCGUUUCAAAAAAGUGAUUCACGGUUCAAAUAUGCAUGGGAUAUAGCAGACUUUACUAGUGCUGGGAAGAGAUUGGUUAUACCAAAGGAUGUUCCAAAUGAACUCUCAUUUUUAAUCACAAAAUGUUGGGCUCAAGAACUCGAGCAACGAAUAAAAAUUCAAGAAAUAGUUGAAAAUCUUGAACAAACUUCGAAAUUUAAUUAA
Messenger RNA from Entamoeba invadens IP1, 4914 nucleotides. RefSeq names its product protein serine/threonine kinase, putative. NCBI's taxonomy places the organism in Eukaryota, Evosea, Mastigamoebida, Endamoebidae. Gene Ontology annotation, biological process: protein phosphorylation. The coding region runs from base 1 to 4914 and encodes 1637 amino acids. The record is from RefSeq and is a predicted model, not a curated record. Gene Ontology annotation, molecular function: protein kinase activity; ATP binding. The transcript has a single exon.